Molecule: messenger RNA, 1650 nt
Organism: Phlebotomus argentipes
Lineage: Eukaryota; Metazoa; Arthropoda; Insecta; Diptera; Psychodidae
Exons: 3
Coding region: 4-1491 (495 amino acids)
Molecular function (GO): microtubule binding
Source: RefSeq, a predicted model, not a curated record
GAAAUGCAUCAAAUACAAAGUUAUGAAAAAUUCUUGCGAAAUUCAUCCGAGAAGAGAUGUGAGAGGUGCUGUAAGAUUAUUUGUUUUGGACCAAAUUCACGCUACAUUCAACCGCCGAGGGAGAAGAUCCUGAAACCCAUAGAGGCGAGUCACUUAUCCACCAAGCCUUUUGCCGGAGAGACUGUAUAUCAGAAAUCCUUCAAUGGUGUGAGUGGCCAGGAGAUGCUCCGUUAUCGUCGCAAGGCAAUGACGCAAAGCGGUGAAAUUCACAAAGCUGAAGGAACAAUGCCUCAUGACACAAUCUUUACUCUGUCUUACCAACCCAAUAUCGUUAUCCGUCGGACACCCAUUCUACCGAAGAAUAGAACACAUAUCAGCAAUGAACCACUAGAGAGUCUCACUACGCACAUGCAUGACUUCUUGCCGAAAUAUAUGGCAAAUCGUUCCGGCAAGAUUAUUCACGAAGAUAAUCUAAAAACGCUACCAGGAAAAUUUUCUGGAGAUACUGUUAACAGAUUGUCUUAUUCUGUACCAAUUGGUGUCACAAAGGUAAAGUGUUUGAAGCCAAAAAUUGAUUAUCAAAUGCCAACAGAAUCUUUAGAUGACAAAACAGUGUAUAAACUAAGUUAUGGGCCAACGCAAAUGCCCCUCAAGGAGUUUUAUCCGUGGAUGAGGAAGGAAAGAGCAAUUGUAGUGAACACACCUAUGGCUAGAGAAACGGUAUAUCGAAAAAGUUAUAUUCCAAAUUCAGGUUACCAGCCAUCUAAACCUAUUAUACCGGCACAAGGAGGACAAUUAUUCCACAUUGCUGAAAAGUUCAAGCCGAAUUCAAUUUAUCAGCUCAGUUAUAGUAUCAACAAAAUUGAUAGAGUUCUUCCCAUUGUCCCAAAAGGUGAAAUUGAGCUGACUCAAACAAAAAAAUUCGAAGACAAUACAAUACAUAAAUUAAGUUAUCUUCCACCUGUGAUUGAUGCCAGGAGGCAGUCUUUGAGGCCAGUUUUGUAUAGUGUGACUAAUAGCGAACGAAUGGAAAGUGUUACAACGCACAUGAGAGACUUUAUCCCAAAGACAACCAAUAAAAUACUUCCAUUGAAGCCAAAAAAGUCAGAAAUGUGUAUAAAGGAUAUUGAUGUGGGCGAGUUAAGUACAGCCACCAUUCAAAAUUUAUCAUAUAUGGCCCCUAAUAUGGCUGAAUUCCAACCAGCAAAAUCAUGUAAGCCAAUAAGUAAGGAAUACCGCAGUGGGGAGCCAUUUGACGGACGUACAGUUAACAAGCUCAGCUUCCUGCCACCACCCACAGGUUUUCAUACCAAGACCAUUCCAUGCAUAAAGAAAGAAUCUACUCAACAAUCCUCAGCAAAGAUGAGUAAGGACACCAUCCACAAAUUGAGUUUUCUUCCUCCUGGACAAAUCAAUGAUGACACCUGUUGUAGUUGUAAAAAUCCAAUCUUAUCGUGUGAUCAAGAUGAAUAUCCAAAAGCAGCAAUUUGAUGGAUUUGCAAAAUUUUCUGUUUAUUCCUUAUCGGUACUGCUACACAGAUUCUGAUUGAAUAAUAUAUGGUUCAAUAAAUACGCCCUAUGUUGCUGUUGAAUCUUCUCUAAUCUAUUUGAUUUUCGAAUGUUUUCCCAUGUCUGGUAGCAAACAUCUCU